Messenger RNA from Biomphalaria glabrata, 13160 nucleotides. Its product is annotated as thrombospondin type-1 domain-containing protein 7A-like. The transcript has 29 exons. NCBI's taxonomy places the organism in Eukaryota, Metazoa, Mollusca, Gastropoda, Planorbidae. Gene Ontology annotation, biological process: actin cytoskeleton organization. The coding region runs from base 1635 to 8108 and encodes 2157 amino acids. Gene Ontology annotation, cellular component: plasma membrane. The record is from RefSeq and is a predicted model, not a curated record.
CACCCUAACGCCAGUUACGUGAGUACAUAGCAAAAGUAAGAGUGAGUUGCGGGCCAAAAAAAAAAUAUUAAAAAACCGGAGUCAACACAACACCAACAUUCGAGAGACAACGAAACAAAAAAAAAUGUGGACAUAUCUACACUUCUAGACAUUACCUAUAUCUUCGGUCUUCAUGCUCUGAGGGUCAGGGCUUUUAGAAAGUGUUUGUUCUGGGUUUUUCUUUUUUUUUUCUUGGUUUUUGUUACUUUCUUUUUCUCAUCUGCCAACGCUGGAAGGGGAUAUCGUGUAUACUGGCUGUUACAUCUUCUGCUAAUGACUGGAUAAUGUUCGCAUCGACUUAAAGGCUUAUUAUUCAGCUAUAUUGGUCUGUGACAGUCUACACGUACAGGGUUUGAAUCUCUGUAUAAAAACAAGGCCUAACAACAAAGCAUAGAAGGCGGUACAAGAACAACAACUGGUGUUGACAACUUGAACGCAAGCAAAAGCCAGCCAAUCUUUAAAAUAACACGGCACUAACCAAACAGUUUUUAAUUACGCUUAGAUAAUCCAGAAAAUGACGUCAUUGAAAGAAACGAAAGAAUACUCUCCAACCCGGCGCAUUUAUAUUUGCCUUUGUUUGCUUUGAUUGGCAGUGUCAGUAGAUUUCAUUUCGCCUUUUUUUACACAGUAACAGAUACUUAAGGUUAUCAGUUCGACCACACAUUCAGUUUUGGUAUAAGUACUCAUUUAAACGUAGCAGAAAAUCGAACAGACGAACACAGGAGCAGUUCUACCAAACAUUCAGUUGUAAGAGAAGAUUAAUUCUAGCAGGCGAUCACUUUUAGCAGACGUUCUAUUCUAGCAGGCGAUCUGAUGUAGCAGACGUUCAUUCUUUAGUAGAAAGCAGUUGCUGCUUUUUUUUUUCUGUUUUUUUCCCUCUAUUGAUUUCAUCUAAAGAACCGCGACUCUGCGCAGUCUGUGAUGACAGUUAAGCGAGGGCCUUAUAUAACUGGUCAUUAGAUGGCCGCUGGUCACAUGAUCUGUUAGCAUUUUUUUUUACUGCUAAUAAAAGAUCGGAAAUCUAUUUAUAAGAAGUUUACGUAACUAAAAAGAAUCUAAAAAUAGAAAAUAUUGUUUUGGAAAGAGAUUUUAAAAAAUAACUGCCUCAGUCAUCUAGCUGUAACGCUCAUUAGUUGUUACACAGAAACACUACUGGCUGGAUACAUUGUAACAGUUCCAUCGUGAUCUCUGUUGUUACAUUUAGAAUCACAUGACUACGUGUAAAUUUAGAUCAACUGAUCUGUGCUCAUCAUGUUUUGGUCACUUAACUCUUUCUCUCCGUAAUUAUUUACCACAUUCUGGUGGAUUAUAAACGCUGGUAUCGUCAGUUAGGAGAGAAAGAGUUAAUAUCCUGGAUAAGGGAUAGUAAAUAAGGAUAUUUAUCCCUAUUCUUUCAUGCUGGAUUAUAUUUCUGAGAAUAGUAUGACGUGAAAUGUCGUGAUUUUCGAAUUAUUUUAUUCUUGGGAUUUUAAUUUCUUGUAUCUGUGCUGUGUUAUUGAGUGUAUUUCUUGGGGCUGACUUUGGAUAAUUUCAUCCUGGGAUUAGUUUUGAGGACCGUUCAUGUGGAUGCUGGAGGUCCAGAUGCCGCCCCGAGGAUGGAUGUGUACAGGAGACUGACUGGCUGUGUACUUUACUUGUGGAUACUUGUCCUGUGCGGUGGUGCUCUGGGUGAGCAGUACAGGUGGCAUGUGGGAGGCUGGAGCGAGUGUCAGCAUGAACGAUGUGGAGCAGGUGGCAGUCAGUAUCGUGACGUAUGGUGCAUACAGUCGGAUGGCAGGCCUGUCGCCAGUGACAGAUGCGAAGAAGCAGACUUCAAGCCGAUUGUCAGAAAGUCCUGCAUCAAGCCUUGCUCCGAGAACGUGGUCCUGAAGGGCGUAGGAGAGAGCAACAGGGAGCGCCCACUGCCAGGUCAGGAGCACGGCGGGCCCAAAUCUGAAGAAUGGGAACCCACGGAGCCCCGGGACAACCGAUUUGAUCUGAGCAAUGACUUCGAGCGAGAGGAGUCACAGAACGUACCGCGUCUCCCGUUGUCAGUGGCAACCAGCGAUGUUGAAUGGGUUGUCUCCCAGUGGAGCUCUUGCAGAUUGGAAUCAGAUAACAAGGCUUGUGGCAGAAACAGCGGGAUACGAACCCGGAAUGUUACGUGUGAACGACGAGACAGCCCCGUGGUUGUAUCCAAUUCCAGGUGCUUGCUGGUCGAGCCCAUGCCUCAGAUCAGAGAAACUUGCGAGCUGCUCUGCCGACAGGACUGCGUGGUCAGCGACUACUUCAACUGGACCGAAUGCAGCUCCACCUGCAUGCUGGCCAACAAAACACGGACACGUGUGGUCAUCGUCCCCCCUAGGCAUCGAGGGAGCCACUGCCCGGAGCUGUCGGACAUGGUGCCCUGCGUCAACUGUACCGCGUCUUUCAUUUAUCAGUACAUGGCUUGGCUCCCUUGUACCUCCAUGGACAACAAUUAUGCGAACGGCUUGAGUACUCACCCUUUGAUUGGGUACCAGACCAGGGAAGUGGCCUGUCUGCAAAGUAAAGGCGUUUUAGCGAGUGACAGGUACUGCCAAGAAAGAUUUCCACACACCAUUCCAAGAAAAGCGAGAGCGUGUGUCAUGGCCCAGGACUGUAUCCUCAGCUCGUGGUCACCCAUGACGCCUCACAACUCCUCCUGCAUUGGUUAUGACGGAGUUGUCCAGCAUGGGUUCAUGGUCAGGACUAGACAGGUCUUGCAGCUUCCUUUAGGCAGUGGUGACCCGUGUCCCUCCGAGCUAGUGGACUACAUUCGGCUGAACAAAGAGGACCUGAAAUCACUCCGCUCAUGUAAACAAACCAAGUGGAUAACAUCCAACUGGACACCGUGUGAAUCUGUGCCUGGAUACAAUCACUGUGGGACUGGUAUCCAGACAAGGAACGCUAUUUGUGUGGAGCCUGGAGAUGAUGGUGUGGAGCGCCCAGUUGAAGAGGACCACUGCAUGUUCCAGUACAAGCCGUCAGUGGCGGCCUCCUGCACCAUAGAGUGUAACUACGACUGCAGUGUCUCGCAGUGGAGCGCCUGGAGUACGUGUCAGGACAUCGAGUGCGAGAUCAGUUCCAUCAGGCAGCGGCGUGCCGAAGAAAUUAUCGGUAAACGAUUUAGAACCAGAGUGAUCCUCACAUUACCAGGCUCAGGAGGCAAACCAUGCCCCCACGUCAGCGAGACCAGGAUGUGUGAACCUCAGCCUUGUUUCACCUGGAACAUCACGCUUGGACUCUGCGAGGCCACCGUCAGGGGCGGCUGUGGCGAAGGAACUCAACUGAGAAAGGCUGUCUGUCUUAAUAGACUUGGGGCGAAAGUUCGAGAAAGGUUUUGCCAUGAGAAUCUCCAGGCUGAGCAGAACUGGGCCAACUGUUACGUUCCUUGUCCAGAAGAUUGCAUCGUCUCAGAAUGGGGCAGCUGGUCAUCUUGUCCCAAUCCUUGUGACAUCCAACUGGGUGGCCGAGUGGUCAGGACACGAACCAGACAAAUAUUAUCAACACAACUCCAAGGUCGUUCCUGUCCAUAUCAGAGCAAUCUCCGCCAGACGGAGCCGUGCCCUGUACUCCAAGACUGCGAGACCUACCAGUGGGAAGUGUCCAGCUGGGGGACCUGCGUACUCGAACAGGAGCGCUCCAAGUGCGGGAGAGGGACACAGACACGCAAUGUGGAUUGUUUUACGGCCAGGAAGGUCCGCGCCCCAUCGUACAAGUGCUUAGAGAAGAUACAACCUGUCAUGACGCAAACCUGUGUUGUGCCAUGUCCGUCAGAUUGCGAGCUGACAGAGUGGUCAGACUGGUCAGCGUGUGGGGUCACCUGUUUGCCUUUGCAGGCUCGACAGAUCUAUCCCACUCAAAUCCGGAAACGAUACAUUCUGCAGCAACCCCUUAACAGCGGAGUAGCAUGCCCCAGUGACCUUGUGGAGGAGCAGUCCUGCCUGGAGCUUCCCGUCUGCCAAAGUUACUACUGGGAAAUGUCUGACUGGAGCGACUGCAUUUUGGCUCCGGAAUUUCCGCGAUGUGGUCAUGGCUUAAGGGCAAGGCAUGUGAAGUGCAAACACGCCAACAAUCAGGUCAUCAACGAUGCGGCCAUCAGUGUGUGCCUUGAGAACCUCGGAUUCCUGCCAGACCUUACGGAGAAGUGCCACGUUCCUUGUGAGUCCGAAUGCCAGUUUGAGAACUGGUCCCCGUGGACGCCAUGCUACCCUUGGUGUGAGAGGAUGAGAUACCGACCUAUAGUUGGUGACAGUAAAAGACUGAAAGAAUGUCAAGAUUCCGCUAUGGAGAAAGAGUCAUGUGUCUGUUCGGACCAUGAAGCCAUCAGUAUGGGAGCCUGGUCAGACUGUAUCAUCGAUCCACCCACCUUGCGUCCCUCCUACAUAGAUGAUAUAUACGGAAGAUCGAACUCCUCGGAUUUAACUGCCCUUGGAUCAUUGAACUCGUGUGGCACUGGGAAACAGUACAUGACACAGUAUUGCCAGAAUCCAAAUCUUUCCGACCACACCAGGUGCAGUGAGCCCCAGGAGAAGGCCUGUACUAUCCCAUGUCCAGUGGACUGUGAGACCACACAGUGGACAUCGUGGAGUGCCUGCAGCGUGUAUUGUGGGUCCGGCAUCCAGCACAGGGAAAGGCGUAUCAUGGCACUGCCUUCGAAUGGUGGACGCAAGUGUCCAUUUAUGUUUGGAAACGACAAGGAAUCUCAGACAAGAGUGUGUACCAUAGACUGUAGCUACAAGGUCUGGAAGGCUGAUGACUGGGGCCCAUGUUUCCCUAACGGCACCAAGACCUGUGGUGAAGGAACUCACGCAAGGCAGCUCAGGUGUGUCUCCGUCUCGACUGACGGCACUGAAACUACGGUAGACAACCAUUACUGUGGAAACGACGAGGAGCCCGUGACAAUAAAGCCGUGUUCGCUCCCUUGUGCUGGAGAUUGUGUCAUGUCGGAAUGGUCGGAUUGGACUCCAUGCCGACAACCCUGCAAUGGACAGCAGACUCAGAAACGUGACCGAAGUGUUUUGAGGUGGCCGAGGGAUGACGCCAUGAUGCGCUACUGCACCGCCCAGCAGGACGAGAGGACCUGUGAGAGACAAGUGAACUGUAUCGAGUACUCCUGGGAACUGUCGGACUGGACCAGCUGCCUGGUAAACGAGGGCAGGGCCGACUGCGGUGUGGGCCACAAGGAAAGGUUCGCCAUGUGUAGGAAUGAGGCGGGGGCAAAGGUGGAAAGCUACAAAUGUCAACAGCUGUUUGGUCCAGUCACAGAGCCAUUGAGUGUAUCGUGUGAGAUUCCCUGUGAUUAUGAUUGCCUUUUGUCAGCCUGGUCAGACUGGACACCUUGCAGCGUCACGUGUGGACUAGGUGUCACCUUAAGAAAGCGCACCGUGCUACAAAAUCCUAUGGGCAACGGCAGAAAGUGCCCGGAAAAAAACGAGCAAAGUAAAUCGUGUUAUAGUAGAGGGUGCUACCGGUGGCAUGUCAGCGAGUGGAGUGAGUGUAACAUAGAGAUGAACUUCUGUGGAAUGGGUGUCCAAGAAAGAAAUGUCUCGUGCCUCAGUGACUACAAUCGAAGGGUCAACACAUCCAUGUGCUCAAAAGAUUUAGAAAAAUUAGUGACACAGACUAUCCGUCCAUGCCAUGUGCCUUGUCCAGGGGAGUGCUUCCUGUCCGAGUGGUCAUCCUGGUCACAUUGUUUUAUCAGCUGUGAGGACUUUGAACAAAGAUUCAGGCAGGGUGUUCAGGCGAGGUCCAGGGCUAUAUUAGCCCACCCGAUGCCUUCUAACCCCCCGUGCAAUACGACUAUGUGGGAGGACCGGCCCUGUGAGGCCUCACAGUGUACCCUCUUCAAGUGGUCAGCUGGAGAAUGGGAUGUGCAGACUGGACGUAGGAGGGUCGUGUGUGAGCGAACGUAUGACGGACUACAGGUAGAGGGAGGCUGUGACGAGAGAUUGCGUCCUUCAGAGGCUCUGUUGUGUGACAACCCCAAGUGUGUGAGUCCGGCCUACUGCAGCGACUUCAACGAGUGCGACUGCCCCGGGUCUGGUCAGUACACUCUGUACAACCUCAACAGCACCGCCAGAUCCUGCAGAAUGAACAUCACGGGUACUGGGGAUGCGUCCACAGGCACCAAGGCGGAAAUGGCCAAGAGUCCCAAUAUUUGGAUGUACGCGGUCAUUGUGGUUGGCACCGUCUUCGUCAUAGCCGUUACUGCCGCUCUGUACAACAUGUGCGAGCUGUUCCGCACCGGCCCCAGGCCUAGACCCAAGGGAGAGAAUUCAAGAGAAGGGUCGACAACUGGCACCAUCCAUAGCGUCAGGUCAUUGCAAGGAAACAGCAGAGGGAUGACAAGGUCUGAGAAUCUUUACAAACAAAUAAACCACGUGGACUCCGAAGAGGCCGCCAUUUUGUCGGACAGAGAACUUCCGUCUCCCCCUUCCCAGAAUUCCCACCACGGUCUGGCUCCGCUUACAUCGCCUGACCCCGAGGACAUUCCAGACGUAGUGUCGCCCGGCCCAAUCAUUUGCACUUCAGCUCCAGUGGCCGGCGCCGCCUCCAACAACGUCACGUCGACGUCCCUGCUUGGCCAAUCGGCUUUCACCAGAACAAAAGUAAGUGCACCCAUGCAUGACCGAACUAACCCUGUCAAAUUUAACCGGCGCUAUCACCGCCUGCACCGACUUUUGCCCCAGUGCUUUGCAUGCGACGACGGUUCUAACUCUAACACUGUCUGUGUGAUGAAUGGUGGCGGGGACGGCUCAGACGCGACAGAACAGACCGUCGCCUUGACCUACGCCAAUCUCAAAGACAACGUGGAAUCCUAUGACAAUUCCAACUACUCCACUAACUCCAGCUUUCAGUCCCAUAACUGCAUGCUGUCCAGGACGCACCCACGCAGCCUUGAGAUGGCGAAGCGUUCCAAGGUGUACACGGAAUUCAGCCGGGCCACAGACGCUGGUGACGAGGUACUGCUUCAGGAUGUGUCCCCUCCUCGAGGUCACGUCUGCAUCCCUCACGCAGGGACCAGGGAGGACCUAAGGCUUGUGACGCACACGUCCUGCUGCUCCAGCUCCGAAUCUCUUGCUAUGUCGUCGGAUUUGAUCUCGGGCAAGCAAGAGGAGAGUUCUCAGUGCAGCCUGCAGCUCGGAGACACUGCAGAGACUAUUGUCAGCCAGGACGCUGCUGAAGCUCAACCCGCCUGCUGCCAAGUGAAAAAACCUGCGCUAGAAACAAUCAGGCCAUAUCAUCAGAUGGUCCACCAGCCUAGAUCCUCAAAUUUGAACUCUAAAUCUAAACUUCUUGCCCUAUCUUCCAAGCGAAACGCCACCUUUAACGACCUUCAUACCCACAGUUCUUUGCAAGAGCCUAGCGUCGUUCAUUACCGCAAGAGUCCAGCAGGAAUUAGAAAUGAAAGAACUCCGUCCGGAGGCUCCAGUGUGGACGAGCUUUGCUAUUACGUACUGGAGAGGCCUGUCCAUCAAAUCCCUUCACUGGAUGACCUUAUGUGUAGCCAAAGAACAGCAAGGUCACCUAGACCUUAUUACCGCGGGGCAGAUCACGUUUUAUCCACUUCCGUUUCUGCGCUAAUGCCUUCGGAAUCACAGCAGAUGAGACACAAACAAAACAUUAUUUCCGGGUCAACGAACCUGCCUAGAUUGUCCCGCCCACAUAAGGACGCAGUCCACCCCAUAUCAACAUCUCCUUCCUUUGCGUCCUUGCCAGACAGUGCCGUGCACAGCGCACAGAGGUCCCGAAAGAACCUGCCUCUCCUGGAGAAAGCAUCCCAGGACUCGGGGCACGCCAGCAUCCCGAGGUCAAGGACCGUCAGCCCAGGGGAGUUCAGCCUGGAGAACAACGACGUCUUAAUCCGAACCGGAAGUUCUACCUACAUUAAAGGGUACUCGCCCUUGCAUGUCCAGACCUCGGUGGAGUCUGGGAACGAGUGCCCCACGCCAAGUCCUUGCAGCAAAAAGGACCUUGGAAGUCCGAGUGUGGGACUGUAUUUACUGUGCUCCCCAGAUACUCUGUCACAACACUCUAAUAUAAGUGGGAUGGAAACAUCCGUGUAAUUCGUAGUACAAUACAUAAAAAACUUUAUGUACUUUUUACUCUGUACCGUCGAAAUAAUAAAGAAACAGAGCACUUUAUUAUUUAGGGAAAAAAGAUAUAACAUAAUUAAUGUGAUAUCAAACUAGAGUACUGCAUUUAUUCAACUGUUUAUUCAAUUCUUGAUGUUGUUUUUGAUUGUUCAUUUGUUUUAAGAAUUCUACAUAAUUUAUUUUCAUGGCUCUUUAUUUUGUGCAAAAUAUUUUGUAUGCUAUCUGAAAUACAUUAUGCUGUUGUCCCGUAAGCGAUAUACUCACGACUAUGUAUAGACAUGUUUGAUUUAAAAAAACUGGUUCAUAUUGCCUAAAUUGAUGUUAAUUUUAUUUCGAAUUGUCUUCAAACGAUUGUAUUUAUUUAUAUCCAGAUAUAUUCCAACGAAUAUUUGUUAGUUGUUAGUGAAGAACAAUAUAAAACAACAGGAUACAUUCCCGAGAAGAUUCAUUCAAAUGUCUGGUACAUAUAUAUCUCUCCAUUUAGAUUGUAUUACGUUCCUGUAUGGAAUAUUGCAUUCGUUUAUAUAUUUUAUAUAUAGUAAUAUCUUGUACAUAUCUUAUGUAUCAUAUUUAUAUAGUACACAUUGAAUGAAGUUGUGGACGAAUACAAUAUAAAUUAUUACUGUAAAAAAAAGAUUGUCAUAGUUCUGUAUAUCUUUCAGCCAAACAAGAUUAACUAUUAGUUGUAAACAAAUCAGUUAAGAAUCUUUUGGCUGGUCUUAAUUUCUCAUCGGAAAACUUGAUAAUUAUUGUCUAACUAGCCAACUCUAUUAAGAGCCAUCCGAAAUGCUGAUGUAAUAUUUUUGUUACCUUAAUUUCUAUCAGUUUUUGUGAAUUUCUUACAAAUAAAAUACAGUGGGUCUUUUUCACUUAACACUUUAUUAAAAAAAUAUAUAAUAUUUUAGUCAAAAUUAUAUACCAGUAUAAUUAUUCAGACCGAAAUAGCAUAACAAGCAAAUUAUAAGACUUAAAAAAAAAAAAAAAAAAAAAAAAAACUGUAUCCAAGGGGAAGAACCACAAAAAUCACUGCCAUAUCUGUCAAUAAUACAAAGUUUAACUCCUUUUUCUAUACGAAACAAAAUGUAUUAUUAACCACUCAACGAUGAACUAAUUCAUUUUUUUUAAUCGAUUCGUGUUUUGUUAUUGACUAUAAAUAGUUCCGCAUAAUUUCCACGUGAUCUGAGAAUGGGAAGCGGGAGAAAUAAAGAUGUACAAAAUGUGUGCCAGAUAGGCUGACGGAGGGAGAAUAUAAGCUUGCUACCAAAUAAAUAAUGUAAAUUUUGUAAGAAAUGCUUUUCUGAAUGCAUAAUCUUUUUUCAAUUGAAUGAAUUCUUUAUGUGAUGACCAGUAGCUUAGUAAUUUGUUAUUUUAGUUUAAUGUGACUUUUUUUUUUUUGGCCUCUGAAAUUAAUUUAAUUUGGCUUGUUUUUUUUUUAUGCACUCAAGAACGUGCCUGGCACUUUAACCCCAGAUAAUUUUUUUUUUUAAAUAUUCACUACUCUCCAGUGUUAAUCAAUGUGAUAAUAGUUUAUAACAUUCUCAACAAUGAAGAAUAGUUCACUAUAUAAAAAAAUAAAAGAACAUAGCUUUGAGUUGUAUAUUUUUCUUAUUUUAUUCAUUUUAACUCUUUCUCUCCCAAUUGACGAUACCAUCGCUGAUUUGACCCCAUUAAAAACAAAAUUGAUUUUUGGAUUCAUUAAAAUGUAAUUUGUCUUGUUGAAAAAGAGCAUGCAUUCCCCCUAUAAUUCGGUACCAAAUAUAACAUUUUCUGAAAACAAACAAAAAGUUUUUUUAAAAUUUAAUCAUAACAGGGUAGUGAAAUACAAAUGGGUAAAAUAAAUUAUUCUAUCGGAGCGAGGAAAAUAACUACGGAGAGAAAGAGUUAAUGUUAAUUGGAAAAAAAAACUAUAUAAAAACAUCUUAUUUUUUAUUUAUAUCCGGAUAAUGAGAUUAUGUUUUCAAUAAAACUAUAGUACAUAACUGGUUGAAAAUUUUGUUUAUAUUGUAUAGCGAAGCUUAUAUCAACUGUUUGUCGGUUUGGCACAAAUCCUGUGCAUAUCAUUUCUCUGACUUUACAUUCUCAGAUGAAGUUAAAAAUUUUACAAAUAUUCAUUGUCGAAGGCAAUAUACAAAUCAAUUUUUUUUAAAAUUAACUUAUUAGUUAAUUAUUUAAUGGAAAUUAAUCAAUUUUGUUGUAUGUAGAAAAGGAAGACAAGUCUUGCAUUACUGAGCUAUGUGGCGGUAACUGUGCGGUACUUUCCCUUACAUAAGCGUUUUUAAAUAUUAUUUUUAAAUCUACAAAUAAUUGAUGAUAUCUAGGUUUAGAGAACAUAUGUAAUAAAUGCCAGGCCUAUGAUUGACCUACUUUUAGGUGUUGACUAAGUCCUACAAAAAAGAAAACUGAUAGGAACCAUAGUUUCAUUCUGAUUUCGUUGACUUUAUACUACGGACAAAAGGCAUGGAGGCUGCUGCAUGGUCGUCUGUUGUUGUCUGUUGGUCCUAUAUUUUAAUUAAACUUGAAUCGCAUCUGUGAUUAUUUACCAAGAAUUGUCUGAGAGUUGCAAAGGGAGGUAACUACGUGACAAUGUAUCCAACUGUAGGAUCCGUCUAUUCGGAAUCGGGUGGGGGGGGGGACAGGCGGAACAACUCUAGUCUUGUUGCUUUUCCGGUCAUGUCUUCGUGGGGGGGAAGAAUUGAAAAGGUGGGAAGAGGGGCAGUAGUGAUAAGCUGGCUAGUCUGUAAAACACGAGACCACAGAAAGGAGAGUCAUGUCUACAAAGAAAAGAGUCGGACGGUUUGUCGUUAACAAAAAGUGGACUAUAAACAAAUACUUUUUUCAGUAUCUCUAUUCAAGUCGCUCAUUCGGAAUGGAUGGGCAGUUCUCGAAAACGUCUCUAUCGAUUAUCCUAGAUAUUUGACAGUUAAUGUAUAUCGAUGGGAAAAAGAACGACUAGCUUGCCACACUCAGAAAACUCUGGCUUAACCGUUAUAAUGUUUUACCCUACUUCUUAUCAAGUGUCACAUUCAUGGAAACUGGGUGGACGCAGUUCUCGAAAAUGGCUCCAAAUAUUUUUCUAGAGAUUUCACAGCUAAUGUAUAUCAUUGAGAAAAGAAUUACUAGCUCGUUGGCCACAUUGGGAAAACUCUAGUUUGACCGUUAUAAUUUUUUAAAGUAUAAAAAAAAUAAUUUAAAUUUGCUAGAGAACUAGAAAAUAUUUCUUGAACAGAUUAUUCAUCUUCGGGUAUUUCCGCAUGUAGGUCCUAUUCAUUCAUAAGUUGAAUAAAUUAAUGUUCCGAAACAUAUUCGUUAUUUGAGUGUUACCUCCGUUUGAUUUACUGGCAUGAGACACAGCGCGGAUGCGCCUAGCAAGUUUAUUUCAAAAUUUUUAGUGAAGAGCCAAAGUCUUUACAUUAGGCAUAUCCUCCUUUAGUUUAGUACAUUUCUAGAUAAAACUAUUCAAUCUAUUAUGGCUUAUUGGUUAACUCAUUGGUUGAUCCUUUUAUUGAUUUAUAUUUUAUUGAAAAUAAAUAAUUAUGCGAAGUUUUAACUUGAUCCGAGAAUUGAAAGUUGUUAAAAUAGAGUGUAAAAGAUUCCACAGACAGACGGACGGAGUGAGUUAAUAUAGGCUUUGUUAAAAUAGAACCACACGGCGAUUUAAGCAACUUCUGCUAAGAUUGAAAAGAAGGCCUUACUGUUUUUUUUUUUUAAAGAAAAAACUGUAACUUAUUAUAUAAGAAGAUAAUCUUAAGAUUGAAGAUGAGUCCAGAAUUUUAGUUUAAGAAGACUCAGGUGUGCAUUGAAAAGUUUUACUCAUCCAGUCACAAUCGUUGUUUGCAGGGGGAGGGGGAGUCAUUUCUUUUUGCUAGAAACAAUUUAUAGUUUAUAGGACAUCUGUUUUUUGGCUUAACAUGUUAAAUUUAAAGUUGUUGUUUUAUGUAAUAGAACCUACGUGAUUAUUCUGUAAUGUAUUUUGUUUUAAACUUGAUGUUGUCAUAUGUCUUAAAUUCGCUGUUUAUAAUUUGUGGCAUGCUUCUUUUUUUUUUUAAUGAAUGAAGUAUAGUUUACUAUAUUGUGUUAUUGUAAAGGCAGUGGCGGAGAAUGGACAGUCUUUUGUGUUCCCUGGACUACGCCAAUGUCUUAAUUACACACGAAUGUCUAUUGGCAUGAUGUAUGAGCAUGGCGUGACGUAAGCCUGGUGUAUCUUUGCACACUGUGCCUUACCCCUUCUCACUGACAUGCCCAUUUAAUAGUGAAACACUUCUUCAAUGUGUGGAGUUUACAUAAAGUACUGAUGUUAUUUUAACCAAUCACCAUUCAGAUAAGGUGCAUAUGUUAUUUUAACCAAUCGCCAUUCACUUAAGGUACAUAAGUUAUUAUAACCAAUCACCAUUCUCAUAAGGUACCUAUGUUUUUAUAACCAAUCUUCUAUGUUUACUCAUUAUUUUAAACGAUAUUUUAUUCUGUUCAGUUUCUCAAGCUUCGUUAAUCUAAAACUUUAAAAACAAAACAAAUCCAUAUCAAUUUGUUGAUGUCAAACUUUAUUGUUUUUUUUAAGUCUGCCGUGAUUUUUUGGUGAAUAAUUUGUUAUUAAAAUGGAAUUUGAGCACGAUUGCCACGUGAAGACAAAAUUAGAAGAUAGCCACACUCCUGGCUGUCAUCCUUAGCUGUCUUGUAGAAUAUCUAUUUUUUUAAGCAGCAAAAACUGAAUCCUUCCGCUUCUGUGAAGUAGUUCUCGCGAGAAAAUGCAGAUUGAUCAGUACUUUGCCUUAAACUGACAUGCCAGGGAUUAUAUUUUAUGCGCAGACUUCAUUUCAAUGUUACAACAAGUUUUUUUUAUUUUUUAUUUUCAUUUUACAUUAGGUCUAUGACAUUUCCAGAUUACUCAAACGAUAUAAUGUUGUAAUGGAAUGUGUGAUUGUACUAUAGAUUUCAGCAUGUCUGUUGAUUAAAUUAUCAUCUUAAAUACUAGUAUGAGUCUGUUUAUGACCAAGUCUGGUGAUUAAAUUAAUAUAAUGAGAAUAA